Sipha flava (yellow sugarcane aphid) is the source of this 1842-nucleotide messenger RNA. It is a transcript of the gene Hs2st, whose product is annotated as heparin sulfate O-sulfotransferase. Bases 476 to 1627 code for a protein of 383 amino acids. Gene Ontology annotation, molecular function: heparan sulfate 2-sulfotransferase activity. The record is from RefSeq and is a predicted model, not a curated record. NCBI's taxonomy places the organism in Eukaryota, Metazoa, Arthropoda, Insecta, Hemiptera, Aphididae. The transcript has 7 exons. Gene Ontology annotation, cellular component: membrane.
CCGUCGUUACGAACGUACAAAAAUCAUAUUAUUAUUAUUAUUUUGUGUUCUGAUACAUCGUGAUGUUAUUACCAUAAUUAUAUAAUUGAUCGUUAUUGUUAUUUUAUUGGACGCCCUUCGAUAUUAAGGUUCAUUCAUACGGGCCGUCCCUCGUGAUAACCCACACUCUUUUGUGUGUACACGCACAUUUCGAGUUCGAAGAUGACAUUUGCUUGACUUGUCGAAACCGUCGGCUAAUCGUCGUCUGCUAUUUUCAAAUGCUCGUCAUCGAUGAUCUCUCGGUCGUUAAGUCGAAACAUUUACAACAAUAAUACUUAUACUACAUGAUUAUUCCGAUUAACAAAUAGUUACUCCUUCAUUUGACUAAGUGAUGGAAAACAAUAACUAUGAAUACAAUACCAAAUUCAUAACUUCUACUGUUCAUAUAACGCCGUAAGUGGAGACAAAAAUUUGAAGCUUUUCUUCGUUCAUCACCAUGUUUUUUCGAGUGAGGCAUCAAAAAAUGCUACACGUGUACCUGCUCAUAUUCGUUGUAUUAGGUAUUUUAGUAGUACUUGGUGCAAUGAUUGCCUAUCAUGUAUUAUUGCGCGAACAACAUUUUCAAAUUCAAGCAGCUGUAGCCAAAUUAGCUAAUGGUGAUUUAAAAAAUCUUCAUUUCGAAUCAGCUGCUAUAUACAAUUCUGUUGCAAAUUCUGCCGAUCAAAAGCCAUUAGUAAUUUACAAUAGAGUACCUAAGACUGGAUCCACGAGUUUUGUCAAUGUCGCAUAUGAUUUACAUUCACGUAAUGCUUUUCGUGUUCUUCAUGUUAAUGUCACAGGCAACUCUCAUCAGCUUUCUAUUUAUGAUCAGUUUCGGUUCGUAGACAAUACUACACGUUGGUUGCGACCUGCGUUUUACCAUGGCCAUUUUGCAUACAUUGAUUUUGAAAGAUAUGGAUACCAAAAGCCAUAUUAUGUUCAAUUAUUACGCAAACCGUUGGACAGGUUGGUUUCCUACUAUUAUUUUCUUCGUUAUGGUGAUGAUUAUAGACCAUACUUAGUAAGAAAAAAGCAUAUGGACUCGUCGACAACAUUUGAUGAGUGUGUAGAGCGAGAUGGAGCUGAUUGCCAAGCAAAUCUUUUAUGGCUACAAAUUCCUUUCCUAUGUGGUCAAUCAGCUGAUUGUUGGACUCCAGGGAGUGAAUGGGCUUUAAAACAGGCUAAAAGAAAUGUUCUUGAAAAAUACACUUUGGUUGGAGUCACUGAACAUAUGGGAGAGUUUCUACAUAUGCUUGAACUUAUCAUUCCUGGUAAAAUGUUCCACAAUGCUUCUGAACAUUUCAAACAUAGUCCAAAAUCACAUCUGAGAAAGACUGCCAAGAAACAUCCUCUCUCUCGGAAGACUAUACAAAAAUUUCAUGAAUCUAUCAUAUGGCAAAUGGAAAAUGAAUUGUAUACGUUUGUUGCUAGAGAGUUUGCAUUUGCUUAUAAUAAACAAUUCCCUAAUACACCAUCCAUACUUAAUGGUAGUAUGGGAAAACAUUUAAAAUCUAGUGGUUAUAUACCUCCACCUAGUUUUCGAUAUGAAAAAAUAUAUCCUAAACCUGCCCAAUUUCAAAAGAAGAAAAAAAGCACAAACCAUGUGUGAUUGAAUUUUGAAACCUAACGACUUACAGUAUUGUUAUAAUGUUAUAAAUAAUACUAAAAAUGAAAGAUUAUUACAACUGUUAUUUGUUUUGGUUUAUGUACAUAUAUUGCUGUAUUUCUUAAAAAAUAAUUAUUUUAAUGAAAAAACUAAAUAUACUUAAAUGAUACUUUAUUUAGUGAUAAUGAAUGAAUAUGUACAUGAACUAUUAUAAUUAA